CUCUUUCUCUCCCUCCUUCCCUCUCUCCCUCCUUUUCUCCCUCCCUCCCUCUCCUUUUCUCUCUCUCUCUCUCUCUCUCGGACGGGGGCAGGGGGAGGCAGGCUGGGCUGUCCAGUAAAGCUAUCCCAGGGCUCAUAAGGAAGGGAAAGGAACAGAAGAGAAGAGAGGCUGCUGCUGUGUGCAGCUGCUCCCAACGCAGUCCCCUCUCUUCGUCUCUUUCUCUUACUUUCUUUCCUACGCUCUCUUUCCACAAACAUGGAGUCCAGCAUGGAGUCCAACAGUCCUAAGAAGAUCCAGUUUUCUGUGCCUGUGUUUCAGAGUCAGCUGGACCCUCAGGCAUCAGAGCAUAUCCGUAAGAGGAGACCUACACCAGCUACCCAUGUCAUCUAUCUUCCACCAGACCUAACUGCAGCAGAUGACAAGCAUCAAGGAGAGGUCCAGAGUGCAGAGUCGUCUCCUGCUCAGAGGAAACACAGUGUCUACUCUCCACCCACCAUGAAAGGCAGAGAGCCCACAGACUGCUGUAGAGGCCACAGUGAGGACAGAGACAGCCUGCCUCCUACCAGACUGCCCCAGUCCCACACAGAUACACUGGCCCUAGCAGAUGAGCUAUCAGGGGAUCUGCCACGACUGGCAGACACACCAAGGCGCAAAGACACCCCCUAUCAAUACCAGCCUCCCUUUACUCCAGGGGUCAAGCUGCUCAAGAGCAAAUCAAAAGUAUCCUUCCCUGAGGAAGAAGAGAAAGAGUAGGAGAGGGAGGAGGAGGAAGACAAGCAGAAGGAUCCAAAGUGAAGAGGAACACAAACUGCAGAUCCAUGUUUCUGAUGGUUCAAACACAUGACUGGGUUAAGAACUCUUGGUUAGAAAUGUAUCUAAACUUGAUCAGGUUAUAAUUUCUAAACUUAUAAUCCAUUUUAUUCAGCCUUGUAUUGUUGAGGUCAAGAAAGGACAUUUUAAUGAAUUUCUCAAACUCUUCUUUUAAGUCUUGGUUAUGUAUGGUGGAUUAUCGUUAUAUAUUGUAAUAAGAGAGUAUGUGGGGAAUAUCAACAGCAAUACUGACUGAUAUGCACUUAACGUUCACUGGAAAUAUACAGGUUUUAGUUUUAAUUUUCUUAUAAAAGAAAAUAUCUACUUCUAUUUUUUGCAUCUCAGAUUGUCAUCUCAUAAUGUAAAAACACUUGCUGAUAUUUCACAUAUAUUUUUGUAGUAUUUUAUACUGAAACUGGGCUUUUGUGCAUACAGUAUAGCAGGCUUGUGUACUACAUACAGUACACUGAGGUACAAACAAAGACGUCCUGCAAAAAAAAAAGGGUCUUCUCUGGAGUGUCUUAAGUCCUAAUAAAGUUACUCAUUUUAUGAACACUUGGCGAAACCUGUAUGUUUUUUCAUCAUUCAUUAUUGUACAAAAAUGACAAACAAAUGUCAUUUCUACAGCCUCAUGGACACGUCAUUUAACAUCUAUUGCCAAACCCUCUCUUCUGAAUGGCAGGCAUUAUUAUUUUAGUGGGCUAAUUGUUAUCUCAGCAAAUGAAUUAUGGGAAGAGUUCAUAAAACAAAAUAAAAAUAUGUACCCAUA
Molecule: messenger RNA, 1579 nt
Organism: Oncorhynchus mykiss (rainbow trout)
Lineage: Eukaryota; Metazoa; Chordata; Actinopteri; Salmoniformes; Salmonidae
Product: protein phosphatase 1, regulatory (inhibitor) subunit 1C
Biological process (GO): intracellular signal transduction
Cellular component (GO): cytoplasm
Molecular function (GO): protein phosphatase inhibitor activity
Source: RefSeq, a predicted model, not a curated record